AUAGAGCUACCACAUAUGUCUCUGAUCUUAAUUAUUAAUAUUAAUGUUGAAAACAAAAAGAGAAAAAAAGAAGCGGAACAAUGAAGCAAAUUACUCCGUCUCUCUCACACUGAUCUCCGCAACAACCACUGCACAAAAAUGUUCACAACAAAUCUCUUAACAAAAACCUAAAUUCCAUUCAAAACGACACGAAUUCAACAAAUGAAAGGCGGUGAAUUCAGCGACGACAGUCAGUUAUUAAGAUCAACAGACGACGUCAAUGAGAAUCACCACAACAUUGUAAUAGACGACGAUAUCAACGACGACCGCCCCCACGACGACGUUUUAGACGGUCAACUAGUAACCGUCGCCAGUCCAGGAGGUCAUAGAAGAAAUAUUAUUAAAGACGUGUUUCUUAAACAUUUAGAUCGGGGGUUCUCCGGCCGCCGUCUCAAUUCCCCUAGUUAUAAUAAUAAGCGGAGUAGCCCUAGAACUUAUCAUAAUAAUCAUAGUAAUCGGAGGGAUGACGAGGAUGAAGAUGUUCUCGGUGAUAGUGCGCCGCCGGAAUGGGUGUUGCUUCUUCUCGGUUGUCUUCUUGGCCUUGCCUCCGGUCUCUGUGUGGCGGUCUUUAAUAAAGGGGUUCAUGUUAUACAUGAUUGGGCGUGGGCAGGUACUCCGAAUGAAGGUGCUGCGUGGCUGCGACUACAGAAACUUGGGGACACUUGGCAUCGGAUUCUUUUGAUUCCGGUUACUGGAGGAGUUAUUGUUGGAAUGAUGCAUGGUUUAGUUGAGAUUUUAGAUCAAAUAAGGCAGAGUAGCUCUUCACCGCGACAGGGUGUUGAUUUGGUGGCGGGAGUGUUUCCUGCGAUUAAGGCUAUUCAGGCUGCUAUUACUCUUGGUACGGGUUGUUCUUUGGGUCCUGAAGGGCCUAGUGUAGAUAUCGGAAAAUCCUGUGCAAAUGGAUUGUUAUUAAUGAUGGAAAACAACAGGGAAAGAGAGAUAACUCUUGUUGCGGCUGGUGCGGCUGCUGGCAUUGCUUCUGGUUUCAAUGCAGCUGUUGCUGGUUGUUUUUUUGCUAUUGAAACUGUGUUAAGGCCUCGUCGUGCUGAAAAUUCGCCUCCAUUUACAACUGCAAUGAUAAUAUUGGCUUCUGUCAUAUCAUCAACUGUUUCAAAUGUUUUACUUGGUACACAAUCUGCUUUUACGGUGCCACCAUAUGAUUUGAAGUCUGCUGCUGAAUUACCUUUGUACCUUAUCUUGGGCAUGCUAUGUGGCGUUGUAAGUGUGGCCUUCAGUCGCUUGGUGACUUGGUUCACCAAGUUAUUUGAAUUUAUUAAGGAAAGAUUUGGUCUUCCUCCUGUUGUGUGUCCUGCUUUAGGUGGUUUAGGAGCUGGGAUAAUUGCUCUCAGGUAUCCUGGGAUACUAUACUGGGGUUUUACUAAUGUUGAAGAGAUUUUACGUACUGGGAAAAGUGCUUCAGCUCCAGGAAUCUGGUUAUUAGCUCAACUAGCUGUAGCCAAAGUUGUGGCUACAGCUCUAUGCAAAGGUUCAGGACUCGUAGGUGGGCUUUAUGCACCAAGUUUGAUGAUUGGUGCUGCUAUUGGUGCUGUUUUUGGGGGUUCAGCAGCAGAAAUUAUCAAUUCAGCCAUUCCUGGAAAUGCUGCUGUUGCUCAGCCACAAGCAUAUGCCCUGGUAGGAAUGGCUGCCACCUUAGCCUCAGUUUGUUCAGUGCCAUUGACAUCAGUUCUGCUUCUCUUUGAGUUGACAAAAGAUUACAGGAUAAUCCUUCCCCUCAUGGGUGCUGUUGGAUUAGCAAUAUGGGUUCCUUCUGUGACCAACCAGCCAAAGGAGACUGAAGUAUCUGAUUCACGUACUUUGACGAGGGGAUAUUCUUCUCUUUCAAAUUCUGAAGACAAGAAUGAAAGCUGGAGAAGAAUUGACGAUGGAGAUGAUCUAGAACUCUCUGUCAUCGGAAAUGCUUCUGAGCAUGAAGCAAUCAAUGAAGAUUUGGUUUUGGAAGAUUUAAAGGUUUCUAGGGCCAUGUCUAAAAACUAUGUGAAGGUCGUAGGAGCUUCAACAGUAAAAGAAGCUGUUGAUUGUAUGCAUAACAGCAAGCAGAAUUGCGUGCUUGUGGUGGAUGAUGAAGAUUUAUUGGAGGGAAUUCUAACAUAUGGUGACAUUAGACGGAUUUCUAAGAAGUCUGAUGAGACCAAUAUAGGUGAUUCAGCAAUUAAAGAUGUAAACACUUGUCUUGUUUCUGCUGUAUGUACCCGAGGGAUAAGCUACCGAGGGCAAAGUCGUGGACUUUUAACCUGCUAUCCAGAUACUGAUUUAGCAACUUCCAAAGAACUUAUGGAGGCCAAAGGGAUCAAACAGUUGCCUGUAGUUAAGCACAGUAGAGGCUCUUGGAAAGAAAGAAAGCGACGACUUGUAGCUAUUCUUCAUUAUGAUUCAAUUCAUAGUUGUCUCAGAGAGGAGAUAUCUCGCAGGAAGUCUAUCUAUAGAAAGGAGAGCAAGAUGGUAGAAAGUAGCCACUAAUAUAGUAAUGAAAGUACUCGUCGGAUUCCAAGUUUGUUUGGACCUGCUCUCGGGAAAGGCAGGUUAAAGGUGAGAGAUCAUGAAUUUAAAUGCCGACUUCAUCACACAAGUAGAUCUGCAUAUUUUUUGAUGGCCAGUUAUAUUAUUAUUAUACAUCUCUUCUUUUGAGGGUUUAGAUAUGAAAAUACCCUUCUGAUGGGUUUUGCAAACUGUGCAAAGAUCGGCCUAGAAAUUUGCAUUUUGUACAUGUAAAUUUUGUAGUUACAUUUCGAUGUUAGUGGAAAAAGAAAGAAAAGAAGAGAAAAUACAUGUUGAUAGUUGAAUGAAUUCAAGCCAGAGUCCUUUUCCUUUUC
This is a messenger RNA of Mercurialis annua (annual mercury), 2870 nucleotides long. Its product is annotated as chloride channel protein CLC-f. Gene Ontology annotation, molecular function: voltage-gated chloride channel activity. Gene Ontology annotation, cellular component: chloroplast; Golgi apparatus; membrane. Lineage: Eukaryota; Viridiplantae; Streptophyta; Magnoliopsida; Malpighiales; Euphorbiaceae. The record is from RefSeq and is a predicted model, not a curated record. The coding region runs from base 202 to 2517 and encodes 771 amino acids. Gene Ontology annotation, biological process: chloride transport; transmembrane transport. The transcript is spliced from 9 exons.